AUGAUGAAUGAAAAGUAUGAGAACUUGCAAAGAUACAAUUUGCAAUUAGAAAAGAAGGAUAUAGUUCGGAAAGGCAAAAAAAAAAAAAAUGAUUUAAGGAAUAUUUUGUAUUUCCCUUCUUUAUUUUGGUUUAAUGGACAAUCUUCUCCAUUCAUACCGUACUUCACAUACAAUGAAGAAGAAUUAGGAAUGAGAGCAAAGAAAUGUGCAAAGUAUGAAAGAAAAAAAAAUGUAUUUAACUUUAAAAUAAUCGAUUUUUUGACAUGUUCUGUUCACAAAAAUAGUAUUAUUAUAAAGAAAAUUAUAAAAAAUGAGGUAUUAAAUGUAAGCAUGUUUAGUGAUAUGAAGGUUUUAUCAUGCUUAUUUUAUAUCAGCAUUGAUUAUGUACUGAGACCAGUUUUUUUUUUGUCAUCCAUCACAAGAAAGCCAUUUUUUUUUUGUUUAUCUUUGUCUAACUUGGGUGAACAAGUAGACGAAAUGGAGGAAAAAGCCGAUAAAAAAAUGGAACAUGAGAAAGUGACAGAAUGUGAAGUAGACAAUACAACUCUCGUGCAAAUACCACAUGAACUUAUCCUCUAUAAUGAUAAGAAAGAAAUACUUUUAUUCGAUUUUGAAAAAAACAAAUCUCAUGUAAUUACACGAGAGAAAACACAAAUAACAUCACUUAACUUUACCUUUAUUUACAUAAAUGAAAACAAUAGUCUUUACAAUAAAUUAUCAGAAGAUCAAUUGGAAGGGAAUAUAAAGAUUGUGGAUCUAGACAAAAUAGAAGAAAAAAUAGUUCUCAAGAAUAAGUACUGUUUUGAGAUAUUCCAAGAAUUACUCAAUGAUUGCGCCUUGUGUUAUGGUAAAGGUGUUGAAUUUGAAAUGGACAUAUCGAAAGAGAAGAAAUGGAUGUACAAAAUUUUGCAAAAUAUGUUUUAUGUUUUAAUAUAUGGUGAUAAUGAUGGGAAUAUUUAUUUCCUAAUUCCAGAAAAACAAAUAAAAAUAAAAAAAAAAUUACGAAAAAAUGAAAAAAUUCAUCUAAUCGAAACAAAUGUCAAAGCUUAUUUUGAUGUGAAAAAUUACUACCACAUAGCUAAUGCAAUUCGAAACAAUUUCUAUAUUUUUUUAGCAUGUGGUGAUUCCAUUCAAGUAUUCAAUAUAUACAAUUAUCAAGUCCAUUUUGUUAUAGAUAUUUCCAAUGAAGAUAUUUUAUUUUCUCUCAGUGUAGGUCAUGAUCAGUUGAACCAUAUGUAUUUGGCCUUUUCCACGCAGAAGUAUGUUAAAAUUGUGGAUAUUACUGAAUCGGCUGAAUUGCACUGUUUGAGGGUUGAUCGAAGUGACAUGGAAGAUUCUAGCGUACAACCGAAUCCAUGUAGAGGUGGUGGUGAAACGGAAAAACCACAAAAGAACUACACGUGUGUUUGUUUUGGAAAGGAGAAUACCAUUUACAUAUCUAAUGGAGACAAAAAAGGAUUUUUAAACGUUUACAAUUUAAAGGAAAAAAAAGUGAUAAACAAAUAUGACACACAAUGUAAACGAAUUUUCUCAUUAUCUGUAUGUAUAGUAAAUGGAGAAGAGUAUGCAUACAUUUACGAUGCGGAGAAAAAUUUUUGUCUCUAUCAAAUAAGUAAAAAAAGGAUGGUGUAUAAAAUAUUUACCAUCUCUGUAUGGAUUCAUCAAAUUCUAUGUUUUCAAAAUAAUAUCAUUUUUUCAUUAGGAAAUGAAAAUGUAUACAAUUUAGUUAUUAAAAACAAUGGAGAAAAAUUAUUAACAAAACCAUACUACUCGGAUCACUUAAAUGUGUGCACUUAUUUAAUUAACCAUCCAUAUUUCCCCCUUGUAGCUUUUGUAAACAAAAAAUUCCAAUUUGGAUUUUUCUCUCUCUCCCAUGGGCAAAGGAAGACUAUCGUCAUACCAUCUAUAAGAGAAAAUCGAAACGUUUUUUCGUUAUGCUGGUUUUGUACUGGCAAAAAAUUUCUUCCAUACGAUUGGGAUUACACUAAUGAUGAGACGGAAGGUGAGAAUGAUCAUCACACAACUGGAGAUCUGCUUACUCAGUUCGCGGAUGGGGUGGGGGACUAUACCUCUCUAAGUACUGACAACUGUCACUACACAUUUCCACUAGCACAAGAGAACGUGCUAAAAAAGGAAAAACAUUUUGGAAAAAACAACACGAUAACAAUGGCUAAUGGGGAGAGAGCAACUGUUUCCGCUACCAUCAGAAGUAUUUCCACCUGGAGUACUAACACAGUAAAGCAUUUACAUCGAAUUAAUAUUUCUGAUACAUACCUGGUAGUUCUUAAUGAGGACACAGUAUACCUAUACAACAUUGUAACUAGACAAGUGAGUAACCUACAUAAUUAUUUAUUAAGCACAAUGUCUCAAUUUAAUGGAAGAAAAAAAUUCCUUGCAUCAACCAUCUGGCAUAAUAAGUGCUACGUUUUCAUUUUUGCAGAAAACAACACGCUUUUUAUAUUUGAUGAGAAUUUUAUGUUUUCUGUUUGUAUAGCAAAUGUAGGUGGUGAUCGAAUUGUCCGCUUUUAUGUGCAUGAUGGAUUCCUCUUAGUUCACUCAAACACGUCUCUUUAUUUUGCAUCUAUGAACAGCGCAGUUUCUGUUUUUUCCCAGUUUUCUGUGAAUCCCACCAUAGAUCAUACUCAGAAUGAGGCUAGUAAAAAAGUAAAUAAUGAAUCUCGCAAUGAAUGUCAGAAUCACACGGUAGAUAAAAAACUUCUAAAGGAAAGUAUUCACUUUACAAAAGUGAGCAUGCGCGAAACGUUCAAAAUAACACUUUUUGAUUUUCACUACAUGGAAAAUGAAUUGUAUUUUGCUAUUUUCACAAAGAAGAAAGAAAUAUUAGUAUAUAAGGUAUUCAUACUUCCAGAGGAAUGUAAAGGGGAGAAAGUACCAGCUGAUGGAUAUGGAUGCACUAAGGAAGCUCAUCUGGUAGCCCAGUUUUUGAACUUUUACCAAUUUGAAAAUAUAAACAAAGUAGGAAGUAUUUUGUGCAUGAAAUUUUUUUACAAUUGUGCGAAACAGAAAAUGUAUUUAAUUUUUGGAGGACUUGAGCAGUUUCUUUUUUUCUGGGAUUUUACUAAGUAUCCCCUUGUGAAGAGGACAAAGUGUGCAGCGACACAGUGUGCGGGACGGAGAAUGGGGAAUGGUGGGGAGGGAACAGUACGAGAAAAUGAAAAAAAGAAGAAGCACAUAGAUGGUUAUUUGUUAGCUCAGGGGGGUAGAAGUAGGGCAGAUGCGAUAGGGACAAAUACGAUAGGGACAAAUACGAUAGGGACAAAUACGAUAGGGACAAAUACGAUAGGGACAAAUACGAUAGGGACAAAUACGAUAGGAUGA
Molecule: messenger RNA, 3339 nt
Organism: Plasmodium gonderi
Lineage: Eukaryota; Apicomplexa; Aconoidasida; Haemosporida; Plasmodiidae
Exons: 1
Coding region: 1-3339 (1112 amino acids)
Molecular function (GO): protein binding
Source: RefSeq, a predicted model, not a curated record